CCGAGUGGCCCCGCGGAGCCGGCGCGCUCCCGCCUGCAGGGGGAGGGCGGACGGGGCGCCGGGACCGGCCACGCCGCGGCGGGCCCUGUUUCUCUUUCACUUUCCUUCCCUCUGAGGCCGGCGCGUUGGCGGGCGCGGAGCGACGGCAGCGGCGGCCGCGGGUUAUCGUGGAAGAAGAUAUGGGAAAGCAGAACCACCAAAAAGAGUGAUGACCAGCGAUCUCAUAAGAAGUCUGGAUGUUGGUUCUCAUGCCUUGGGACAUCCAGUUGGGAACUCCACACCAGUUCCUGGGAUUAGACUUUCAUCCACUUAAUAACCCUCUUUGCCUGAACUGCUAGAGCCCGUCCUACCUAACCACGAAUGGCUACCCAAAGGAAACACUUGGUAAAAGAUUUCAAUCCAUACAUCACCUGCUAUAUCUGUAAAGGGUAUCUGAUCAAGCCAACUACAGUGACGGAAUGCCUCCAUACCUUCUGUAAGACUUGUAUUGUCCAGCACUUUGAAGAUAGCAAUGAUUGUCCAAGGUGUGGCAACCAGGUUCAUGAGACAAACCCAUUAGAAAUGUUGAGGUUGGAUAAUACAUUAGAGGAAAUUAUAUUUAAGUUGGUCCCUGGACUACGAGAACAAGAACUUGAGCGUGAAUCUGAAUUUUGGAAGAAGAAUAAGCCUCAAGAAAAUGGAGAAGAUGAUACUUCAAAAGUUGACAAACCUAAAGUAGAUGAAGAAGGUGAUGAAAAUCAAGAUGAUAAAGACUAUCACAGAAGUGACCCACAGAUUGCUAUAUGUCUAGAUUGUUUAAGAAAUAAUGGACAAUCGGGGGACAAUGUAGUAAAGGGUUUAAUGAAGAAAUUCAUUCGGUGUUCUACACGUGUAACUGUGGGAACUAUUAAAAAAUUUCUAAGCUUAAAACUAAAACUUCCAAGUUCUUAUGAGUUGGAUGUGCUGUGCAAUGGUGAAAUUAUGGGGAAGGAUCAUACUAUGGAGUUCAUCUACAUGACCAGAUGGCGACUAAGAGGCGAAAACUUUCGGUGUCUGAACUGCUCAGCUUCGCAAGUCUGCCCUCAGGAUGGCCCUUUGUAUCAGUCAUACCCCAUGGUAUUGCAGUAUCGACCAAGAAUUGAUUUCGGUUAGACCAAGGGGCCUAGAUCCCACUGACUGAAUCCUGCACUAAGUGUUUACACAUCGGCAGAUUGCACAGUGAACCGUGUGUGGACUAGAGGGACACAGCCAGGUUUUCAGCAUGCGAAUAAGGCCAUCGUCUGUCUCUAAACUAUCAGUUGCAUUUAUGUUGUUUCUAUUAAGAGCAAACCAAGUGCCAUUCUGCUCCUGAUCCGUCUGCAUAAGGUAUUUGUGCUGUCUCACAGUGUCCAGUACAAGUUGUGGCUGAAAUCGGUUAGCUGUGCAGCCACAAUCCAGCCUUCUCAGUACUUUGCUUGCCUGUUCCAAGAUUGUUCUAAUGUUUGAUUACACUAGUAAUAUGGCUCAAUCUUCGUGGUGUUGCAGUUUUCACAUACUUACUAUUUUAUUCUUGUUUAAAUAGAGUACUGUACAAGAAACUAAUAAUUAUAUCUUGAAAUUAUUUCAUAUGGGAAAUACAUUUAGAAAAGUGAUUUCUGGAGCCACUGUCCUAUUCUCGGUAAGCUUUCUGUGUGCAAAAUAGUUCACUCUUGAGUGUACAAGUCCUUUUGGAAAGAAUUCCUACGGGUUUGUUUUUUUUUUUCAAACCUUAGAGCACAUCAUAACUGUAGGCAUUUUAAGUCAUCCGUCCGUGUAGUCUACCAGUUGCACAAGGAAGUCCUGUUCACCCUCAAGAUUGAAAACGUAUGUGACUUCUUGGAGAGCAAAAGUUGAGAUUCACAACCAUUUAAAGUGUUGGCAGCUGAUCACAUUUACUUCUAACAAAAUUAAUGUGUGAGUAAGGUGCAUCCUUGAUAAUGUCUUCAGGCGGGUGGGUGCUGCUUCACGACCGUCAUUACCUUCACGUAGCCCACUUUAUGUAUGCACCAUUAUAUUCUGGCUCUUAUGUACUGAGUACACUGUUUCUCUUUAUCAGCUGGCCUUAGGUGUGUGUCAUUGUGGCAUGUGGAAGGUUCUGAGGAUUUUAAGUAUUAGGAUUUUUAGAGCAGAUAACAUUAGCUGUUUUACGGAUUUCAGAAAUCUCAAAGCAAUUGUAGAUUAAAACUGUUAGUAACCUGUCACAUUUCCAAACCUUCUGCAUAAAGUAGAUCAAAUGCAAUGUCGUAGAUAAAUAUGCUAACCAAAAUUAAUGGUUUGAGGAUAUUUCAUUUUAGAUCCUGUAGUAAUUGGGGAAGUGGGAUUAUUGUUUUAUAUGUAAGUUCUUUAAGGUCAGAGCUGUGAUAAUGUCCUUGAUUUUACAGUUUUGUUAAGUCUUCCAUUCAUUUUGAGAUGAGUCCGCAAGUCAAAAAAAGCCUUGUUACCUUAAAUUAUAUGAAGAACUUCAUUUUAACCCUUUUAAAUGUACAACUGUUCUCAUUAACUUCUUUGGAAAUUAAGUUUUAUUAAUUGCUUUGAAACAAAGGUAACCUCUGAAACUUAGGAAAUAAUCUUGAAAGUUAGGAAAAAUAUUUGUUUUAGAAAUCAGACAUGAGCACAAUCUGUGUGUUACACACAUAGUUUUUAUACUAUAUACAUAAGUAGUGUGCUACAUUUUCUGGUAAAAUGUAUCACAAGUUAAUGCCUUCUGAAUCUCAGAAUGCUUCUUAGAAAUCAAACUGCACGACUCUAAGAAACACGUACAAAAUACAGCUAAAUCUCAAUGCAUUUCACAAUAUAAAAGGCUGAAACCUCUUAUCUCUCUUUUCCAUAUACCUUCGUUUCAAGUCAAAAAGUCUAAGUUUUCUGUUGUUUCUGGUCUGACUUUUGUGAAAAAAGUUAUGGCAAUACUUUAAAAAUUUCAUUUUGUUAGACUGUGUUUGUGCUUGCAAGGGCUCACAAACAGAAUUUAAAAGGCAGAUUUUCAUUAACACUUAAACAGUGGUCGAAACAGACCAUUACAGUAAACCAAAACCUGAAUUUACUCUCUAGCAACAAAAAUUAUUUCACUAUGCUGUGAAAUCCAAUUCCCUGACAUCCCUAAGAAAUUUUUACGUUUAUUACAAAUUUGUCACGUCUAGGUCAGUGAUUGCAUGUGGAAGUGAUCUUUAAUUAACUCAAAAUGAAUUGAGAGUGCAUUUUAAAAAUCCACAAAUGAGACCUGGAUGUUUUUAGGUCCCCAGCCAAAACUUUCAGCCUUAAAUGAGUUUUAUAUACACAAUCUCUUUAAAUUUGGCCUGCUGCCUCAUCUUAUGUAAUGUCACUAUUUUCCAAGGAAAAAUAUGGGAAGCAAUUAUGGACUUGAGGAUAGUUUUAUAUAAAAUUCCUUUAAUGUUAAAAUAUUGACAUUUUUAUUGAAAUACAAUGGAAUAUGUGCCAAAAUAUGUGAAAACCUUGCACAAAGAAGGGUGUCAUAUGGGGAAAGGUACAGAUUUAUAAUGGUCCUGAGUAAUGUGGUAUUACUAUUAGAACUAGAGACUUUUUCAGCCCAUGUCUUUUGGUAUAUUCGACUAUGGUUUUCUCAGUAUGGGACUACUAUCAAUGUCUAGGAAUACAGUAAUCCUUAGUUAAUUACCCCCUAAGUCAGGUUGUGGAAUAUGCACGAAACCAGGUAUAGAAAAAAUAUACAGGCAAAAAUAUAUAGGUGGUUAGUUUUACAAAGUUAGGGUGUUAUACAAAUAACCUAUAGAAUAGCCAUCUGAAUCUGCAAAAUUGGAGAAUAAAAUUAAAAUAAGUUUUUCUUUAAUCUCUUGUUUCUUGAGCAACAAACUGAAAAAACUUUACUUCCAUAAAAGAUUUUGUAAUCUGAUUUCUCUGCUUGUAGAUAUCAUAGACGUACAAGGUUCAAGGAACCUUGAAUCUAAAGAAGGCCUGUGGUUUAUAGACAUCACUUUAAGUGAAGCAAUCACGUUAGUUAAUUUAAAAAAUCUAAAUAUGGCCCUUUCUCUAGAUUAACAAAAUACUUUUCAGAAGUAUUCAAAAAAAUAAACUCUAAGGCUCAUUGAUGUGGCAAUAUGAGGUCAUUCAGUCUGGGGUUCAGGUACCUUAGAUAAUGUCUUAACUACUUUUAGAAAAGUAUGUUAUCCCUUUAUUCAUUAAAAAUCUGUCCCAUACUAAUAUGCCACAUUUUCUAAGUGUAAUGAGUUUGCUCAACUAUAUUUUACACUUAAACGUAACCUAAAUUAAAAGAUUCUUUAAGGGAAAAAAAGUGUGUUAUAUAAUAUUGUGAACUGUUUAGCUUUAUUGAACUAUUUAAGAGAAAGUGCCUCAUUGCUAAAGUGCAUUUCUGUUUUAGAUUUACUGCAUAAAUUAUGAGUUUUCUGUCCCUGUCUCUUAUCAACUGUUUUGUAUCUAAAUAGGCUCUUGUAAGUUAAUCUCUUUUUGAAAGAUUUUUCAAAAGAAAAUAGUUAUCACCAAAGACAUUUUACUGUUAAUAACCAUGUUAGGGAAGAGAGUUUUAACUGCUUGGAGGUUGGAAAUUUUUAGAUUGCAAUUUACUUUUAUAUAAUUAGGCAAUAACCUUGAGUAAUUGCUAAAAUAUCACCAAAGAAAGGCUUUAAACUGAAUUUUCGUGGUAAGAUCAAUCAAAUGAAGGUUUUUCUUGCAAUAUUCAGAGCUUACUUCCUUUCAGUUAUGUUUUUCGUUUUUUCCAGCACCAUCUGACAGGUCUUAGGAAAUCCUCAAAGUUGGGGUUAACACAACAAAUAGCCUCUCUCUGGAUGAAAAGUGGGAGAAACACAUACUUUGAAAAGAAAAUUGAAAAUAAGAUUUUAAAUUCUACUUUAAGCAGCUUUUUAUUUUAGGGAGGUGAUAUAAACUAAAUUUAUGCUUAUUUAGUUCCUAGGUUGUUGGUAAUACGAGAAAGUUUAUUAAAGACAGGCUUUUUGGUCAAAAUGCUGACAUGCUCACUUUUAUAGAAAAUAGUACAUUCUGUUGGACUCAUGAGAAAAUGCUUUUGCUGUAUUCACAAGCAAAAAUUUUCCUAAAGACCUGUUUUGUUUUGUUUUGUUUUUAAGUAACUCUUUGUCUUGUUCUUCAGCAAUUACUUUGUUAUUAGUAUUUAGCCAUAUAGCCAAAUUGGGCCAGAUGGGCCCCAGAUGAAGAGCAUACACAUCAGGUCACACCAUUCUUUCGGGGAGCCCAAGCUGGGGGGCCACCUUGAGUAAAGCUCACAUUAUGGAGUCUUUCUGAUAGGCCACUAGGCAGACCUCCUCGGUUAGGGUAAAAAUGGAUGCUCGCCAUUGCGUACUCUCAUUUAUCAUAAGGAGUUGUCUGGCAGGCUAUAUGUUUAAUUACCAGUGAGAUGUAGAUGUUGGUUGUGGGAAUUUCAAAAAUGAGUGAGUUUGCCAUAACUUAAAUUCUCUGGGUUACAAACACAAGAACGUGAAAUGCUAUUAGUUUAAAAUAUAUAACCCUGCAAUAAGAAACAUAACAUGUCUGCCAGAUCUGGUUUAUGAAAAAUUGAAAAAUAUUAAAUAUGCUACAGACUCAAACCCUUUGAAAGCACAAAAUAACCACCCAGUUCUGGAUUUACUUGAUAUUCCUAGUUCAGUAGUAUUUUGUUGAAAAAAGUUCAAAUUGAAAGUUCAUUAAAAUGUACUUAAAUAUACAUUACAGGGCUUUCAUCUUUUUUUUCUCAAAGCAGUGGCAUUUUCCCAUAAUUUAAAAGUGAUUCUCUCCCUAGUGUAAUGUAGUUUUCACAAGUAGCAUGUUUAUUUGCUAUCCUUACUAUAUUUUCAAAUAGAAUUAAAAUGCUUGAGCACUUCCUUUUCAGAAAGUUAUGAAAUUAAAAAUAUUUUCAAUGGUCAUUAAAAUGUGUCUGUAUACUUGUUAUGCCCCUUUUUCUAGGACUCAAAACUUGAGACAUUGUUCAGAAAUGCUUAUUAAUUUUAAUCAUCUUUAAAUCUAGAACCAAAUCAAACAUUAAAUCCUGGGUCCAGUUUUUUUCCAUCUUUCAGAACUUCAUGGAAUAAGAAAAUCAUCUAGUACAAAUUGAACAUGAAAUGUUUUUAGGCAAGGUAGAGAUAGUAAGUACAUUACUUAUCCAUGGACUUCACGCCAGUCCAUCAGAGCAGGAGUUCUACACAUUAGAAAUGGAAUGGGAUCAGCCUAACAGCCUUUGGGGUUGGUUUUCCUUUGCUGUAUUCUUUGAAUGGGGAUGGGGGCCCAAGUGUCCUUAUGAAGCUGUGGUAAACGACAAGAGCUUGUGGGGGAGCAGCAGUGCUCUGCUGCAUUCCUGCAUCUGGCAACACAACAGCAAACAUGUUUUUACUAGAGUAGCCCUCACAUUAAAUAAAACCAUCACAGACUAUAUUGUAUAGUUACGUUGCUAAUUUUCCUUUGAAAUAUAAAAUAUUUUAAGCUUUUUUUUUUUUUUUGUCAAAAGUAACAUCUUAAUACAAAUAAAAACCUUUUUGUGGUUGUAAGAUUUAGCUUAUAAAUCAUUCAAAUUGAAGUGAAAGAUUACCAGGUCAUUGUUAAUGACUUAGUCUAUUAAGAAUAUAUGUAUUUUUGUAAAGGAGAAGCACUUGUAGAUAUUUAAUCAGUACUAUAUGUCUGUUUUGCAGAAAUAAAAUGCUGCUUAGAGAUUCUCUUUAAAUACUUUUUAUUUUUGUGCUCAAAUGUAUUUUCUGUUUAUCUAUGGAGUGUUCUGUACAAAGCUGUAUGACUGUACUGUUGGGCUAGAUACCUUUGUUUUUUAAAAUCUGGUCUUAGCCAAGUAUAUUUGACCAUGUUAAAAAUAGUAUCUUUGUUAUUAAAAAAUUCAAUUGCA
This is a messenger RNA of Phacochoerus africanus (Common warthog), 6826 nucleotides long. It is a transcript of the gene PCGF5, whose product is annotated as polycomb group ring finger 5. The coding region runs from base 361 to 1131 and encodes 256 amino acids. Lineage: Eukaryota; Metazoa; Chordata; Mammalia; Artiodactyla; Suidae. The record is from RefSeq and is a predicted model, not a curated record. The transcript has 10 exons. Gene Ontology annotation, biological process: regulation of transcription by RNA polymerase II. Gene Ontology annotation, cellular component: PRC1 complex.